Messenger RNA from Myripristis murdjan (pinecone soldierfish), 8474 nucleotides. RefSeq names its product bromodomain containing 10 (gene brd10). The record is from RefSeq and is a predicted model, not a curated record. The coding region runs from base 513 to 7718 and encodes 2401 amino acids. Gene Ontology annotation, molecular function: protein binding. The transcript has 10 exons. NCBI's taxonomy places the organism in Eukaryota, Metazoa, Chordata, Actinopteri, Holocentriformes, Holocentridae.
AGUGUACUAGCAGGCUAGAGUAGUCAGUCGGCUGCUGUCUUUUUUGUAAACCUACUUAUGACAGGACAAAACGUGCUGCACUGUGUAGUUUUGUCUCAAAAGUAAAAAAAAAAAUAGCCAUGUUUUUGUGUUGUAAAGUAGCUGCCAAGAAGCUAAGACUAGCGGGUUAGCAAGACGGCUAGUGAUGAUGAGCUGAAAUCUGUUGUCGGACAAUCAGCGAUUUUGGCAAACGUUUCUUUAGCCAACUUGCCUUCACUGGCAUCGCUGUGUGCACGGGCGAAGAUGAGAUCCCUGCAUAACUUUUCUCCGCCAAAUGUAGGCAUAUAAUUACUUUAAAAUAUUCACCAAUGGACAGCGAACGCGGCAAUUACAGGCCGCAGUUUGGAAACAAUAGCAGGCUAACCCAGCUAGCAAGCUGCCGUGGUGUCUAAGAUUGCUAAGAGCUAUCUUGUGUGGUGCGUGUGUGGAGCCGCACUGAAAACGCCGAGGUGCCUGCACCUGGUUUCAGUACCAUGGAUCAGGGGGAUAUGACAAACCAAACCACAGCAGCUUGUAGUCACAAGCUGUUCCACAACCAGGACCUGACUGUGGACGAGCCAGCCUCAGGGCCCCAGCAGCCCAGUCUCUCCAUCAUGUCAUGCUCAGACUCCAAAUGGCACACCAGCAGCACUGAUUGCACAGACCUGGUCAUACCUGAAGAGGGGCUCAGCAAUGGCAUCUGUGAGGUCGAGACUAUGGCAGCGUCACAUUGUGAUGGCAGCAGUGGAGAUGUAAUUGCAGUCGGUGACCACCUUGCACUGAGCAAUGAUGGCAUGUCAGAGUUUUCCAACAGUGACCUCUCGCUGCCUGAGGUCUGCAUCUCCACCAACAACACUAGCUUUGAGGACGAUAUGAACUAUGAGGUCCAGCAAGCUUAUAGGAUAUUCACUGGCUUCCUCUUGGACAAAUACAAAGGGAUCACCAGUCCGUUUCUCCAUCCCAUCGGCCACCUGGAGGCCCAGCAUGGUAUUGGAGGGGUCCGAGGGUGGGGCCAGGCUCAGCUCAGGCAGUCUAUGUGCCUGCGGAGGAUGGAGGAGAAGUUUGUCAAUCAGGAGUAUGAGACCAUCACAGAGUUUGUUGCAGACUUCAGACUGAUGUUGGAGAACUGCUAUCGCUACCAUGGGGUGGACCACUGGAUCUCCAAACAGGCCCAGAAACUGGAAAUCAUGCUGGAACAGAAGCUUACAUUGCUGUCCAGGGCCCUGCGAGAGAAGACAACGUUGGCAGUGACCUCUAAAGGACGCUUUGGUGCAGAGGAGGAGCGGGGUUCAGGUGGUACCUCCACCAGAAGGAGGUUGGCACCACGUAGCCUGGCUACCAUCACUGUCGGCGGGCAUGAGUCCAUCAUGGUCCAGACUCUCCGGCUAGAAGAGCAGCAGAGAGCGAAGGAGGAGAAAAGGCAACGUGAGCUGGAGAAGAAAGAGGCAGAGGAGAUGUCAGCCAAGGAGGUUGAAGAGUGGGAGCAAAAUUUGCUGUCACAGGCCACCCCCCACCCUGUGGACACCCUGUGGGAACUCCCCGCCAUCGGGCACUUUCUCUGCUUGGCUCAGACUGCCCUUAAUCUCCCUGAGAUUGUCUUUUUUGAGCUGGAACGCUGUCUGCUGAUGCCCCGCAGCAGCGUCUUCUUGUCCAAAAUCAUGUCCUCUCUACUCUCCCCGCCCCAGAGGAGGGCCACUCUGAACCGGCGGCCUGCCCUGCCCUAUUGCCGCUGGGAGUUGGAGCUCAGACAGCGGGUCUUGGGCUGGUAUCGGGCUGUCGGUGUCUCCCGUGAUCAGCCAGGCCGCGCCGAGCAGUUUGGGCUCUGCUAUCAGUUCUUCAGCAUCCUAGGGGAGGUGAGUCCCCUGGAGGAGACACCCUUCCACUUGCUGCCCUUCUACCAGCGUGUAUGGCUUCUGAAGGGGCUGUGUGACAAUGUGUAUGAGACACAGAAGGAUGUGCAGGAUGCUGUGCUGGCCCAGCCCAUACAUGAAUGUAGGGAGUCUAUUUUGGGCUAUGACAGCAUGGAGAAUGCCUACAUACACUUCCCACAUUUCUGUGGGGCAGACCUGAGGAUCUACUGCCAGAGUCCCAGCACGCCCCCUGCCUUCCCCUUCCCACCUGUCUGGGUGAAGAGGAUUGAAAUCGAGCCAGGGACAGAGGGUGAGGAGUCAGAUCGGAUGAAGGAUGAGAGGGAGAAAAGCAACAGUGGGUGUUAUGGGGUCUCCAUGGAAACAGGGGAGUCUGAAGACUGGGAGAAGGAGAGAGCAGAGAGACAUGGGGUUUUCAAAAGGGAAAAUGGGGAUAGGCAAGGAGAGAAUGAGGUGUUCAACUCGUGGUCACUGCAGGACGAGGAGGACUCUAAUUCAGGGUCCUCUGAUGAAGGUGACUCCAGUGAAGACUGUAAAUCCAACUUGAAAAUACACACUAACUCCUCCUCUCUCUCACACCUUGAAAGCUCCAUUGGAGGAAGUGGUGGAAAAAUUGAUUUGAAGGAAGAGACAGCAAAUAUGGAGCACCAAUCUAAGAGACUCACUUUAAAGCAGGAGCCGAGAUUCUCAUUGGACUCAGGGCGCACAAUCAAGGCAGAGGAACCCUGUCUGAGUGUAGGAGAGCACAGCUACACAGGCAGGUCACCUGCUCGCUCCAACAGCCAGGCCUCACCAGCCAGAGUGGCAGAGGUCAAAAUGGAGGGAGGAAGUCCCAGCCAGGGACACCAAGGGUCUUCCUGUUUAGAAUGUUCUGGAAACAACACUGGUAAUGUUAAAUCUGAGCAGCAUGACUGCUGCUGUGGUACAUCAGGGUUGGCAACACAGUUGUCAUCUGAGAGCACUCAAAACUCAAGUGAAGAGAGGGUGAAUGAGAAAAUCCGGACUAAAAAAAAAAGGAGGAAGAAAAAGCGAGAGAGGGAACAGCUGCUGGGGGCAAAAGGGGAGCACCGGCAGCUGCGGCGUGUGGACAGGACGAGGCCAUGCCAGGCCCAGGCUGCCAAGUCCAGCGUGGGGAGGCUUGCUGCAACAAUCAAGAGAAAAGACAAGAGGAAAAAACACAAGACAGGAAAAAAGCUUGAAUCUUCAAAGAAAGUAAAAGAUGAACCCCCAGUUGAGCCAUCAUUUAAAUUGGUAUGCACCAGUCUUGAGGAGUUGCGGGAGCUGAUCAGUAAGACAGAGGAUGAGCUUGAUGACCUGGAGAGCACCAAAAAGAGAUCGGGCCGGUGGUAUUUCAGGAGAGAAGCAGUGAAGGAUCUCCAUAUCACGCUAAUCAGACUACUGAACGAGCUCUCACCUUGGGAGCCAAAACUUGUCAAGGCCUACCAAAGGAACAGACUCCGGUUGAAGAAGGAAUGUGAUGACUUCAAGAAGCAUCCAGACUACAAUAACUUUGUACGUGAGGAAUGUGUGUCGUCAUCAUCAGAUGAUGACGAAGAGAGAGUUGUAGGGAAGGAGGCUUGUUCACUUCUGGAUCACUAUAGAAGGGCUGAAGAGGAAGACCCAGAGUACACUGUCCCUAGAGGCCUUUGGACUGGAGCAAGCACCAGGCAGUUUGUGGCCGAGUCUGUUGGAGGCAGCACGGGAUCCUAUGUCACCCCCGACCACCUAAAACAUAACCUGAGCAGCACAGACGAAGACCUCAGUCUGCUGUCGAGAAGCCAGACAGGAGGCGACAGUGUUACUUCUACGCCUGACUCUGGACUGGACUCUAGACCUGAACUACACCAAACAAACCAAUCCAGGGAUUCAAAAUCAGCAUGGGCAGCAGCAGCGCCAGCCCAAGCCUCACUGGGAUCCAAACCCAUCAUCCUCCACCCCACCAUCGGACUACCUAAGGGCUACACGCCCAUCCCCACCCUGCUGGCUAAGAGUGUGGGAAACAAAGUGACCUUAAUGAAGCGGCCUGCUGACUAUGUGGGGGUCAGCAACCCUGCUAAGCAAAGCAAAGGGCGGACAGUCUCCCUUCCUAGCUCUGCAGUGGCUACCACAAAACCUUCAAAAGCACAAAGUCCUCCAGCUAAUUCCCAGCAAAACUUCCAACAAAUGCAGACACAUGGACCACAACAGACACAGGUACUUCAGCAACCAGUAAUAGCCUCAGUGACAGCUCCCUCUAAACCACCACAAGCUAAACCAAUCCAGACAGCACCAAAAAGUCCUGUGCAAGUGGUGUAUAAGGUACCUGAGGGGCUGGGCCACCUUCUAAGAAAGGACAGCAGCAGCUCAGUCCAGAUUUCUGUUCAGCCCGUUGUGGGCCAGAAGACUGGGGACAAGAUAAUGCAGCAAGUGGUGAUUCUGCCUUCUAACUUACUCGUUCAGAAAACCGAAGAAAAGAUGUCUUCCCAAAAUCAACAGCCUAAGGGCAUCCAGGCCCCUGUUUCUAAAGUGUCCGGCCCCUUAUGUAUGUCCACCAAUGUGCCUGGGUUUACCAUUCCAGAUAACAGAAUCCCUGUUCAACAGGUGGCUCCCCUAAAUGAUGCCAGGACAGUGAGGACCCCGUCUCCCUCUGUUUCCCCUCAUCUGCAACAGGGACCCCUAAACACAGCAGGCUUCAAAGGGGCACAAGUUGGCAGUCCCAAAGCUAACACUUCACAGAGUAGUGUCAUGCCAAACCACUUACCCAUUACAAUUCCUACCAGUGCAGUCUCUACUGAUCAUGUAAAGUCUAAAGACCCUAAGCAGGAGCUGAAAACUGUGUGCAUCCGUGACUCUCAGUCCAUUCUCGUCACAACUAGAGGGGGCAACACGGGCAUAGUCAAAGUCCAGACGUCCUCUGACCAGAAUACGCUUGGUUCUUUGCCCGCCAGUCCAGUCAUCACCAUUUCGCCUCAGUUCAAAGCUUUCCUAGUGUCAAAGACCCCUGCACUUUCUUCUACUGCCCCCUCUCAUACCUCCACCAGCAGAAUCCCAGCAGCAACAAAUAUCUCAGCAGCCCAGCCUCAGAAGAAGGCCCCUUCAGUAUUAAAGUCCCCAUCUGCUGUCACACCUCCCAUGCUCACUGCGGUCACAGGCAGCAUUUCCUUUGCAGGGUUAGGAGCCCAGACUGUAGGCACUACUGCUACACUUAGUCAAAGCCACAGUACCUCAGCUGGGUCCAUGGUAGCAACAGACAUUGGGCAAGCACAACAAACUACAACUGCUAGUUCUCAUUUGCAAGCUUCACUGGUAAAAAGCACUGUGAUUGUCCCGUCACUGAGCGGUUCUGGUAUUCCCACACAAGUUCCCACACAGGCACAGUUGGUCAACAAGCCUGGUGUGAAACGGGCCAGAAGAGACGAGAGGUCCCAAAUUACUAAAUUCAUUGUGGUCACUUCUUCCUUCUCCUCCUCCACCUCCUCCUCCUCCACCUCCUCCUCAAAUACAGCCACACCAAAACUCACAUCCUCUUCCGCAGCAUCAGUUCCUGGUUCAAGGGUGAUGUUCAUCAGCCAGCCCUCAGCAGCAUCAUCCACCGCAACAUCCACUGGAAGCAUUCCAAAGCAGGCGCUAGCAACAGGAGCAAGCGGGCAAACACUGACUACAUCUUUAUCAAAUGAGGCCUUUAAGAUAGGCUUGAGCCUGUGUCAGCCUGUUGGUAGCAUCGGUUCAGAGGCAUUGUCCAGUGUCAAAAAUAUCACCCUGCCCUCAGGUGUUCAAAUCCAGCUGUCAGGGCGGACAGUGAGUCUUGGACAGACGGUUGGGGCCCUAUCACAUUCUGCCACUAAAAGCAUACCCGUGUCUAUCUCUGAGACAGGACCUCCAGCAGCCACAUCCACUGGAGUAAUGUUCGUCAAGAGUGCUAAUAUGGUCACCAGUAGUCCUGCCCAUCUUUCCUCUUCUUCUCUGCUGACCACCAGCUCUCAGCUCCAGAGUAUCUCUUCCUUCUCCAUGAUCUCUCAGGCAGGUUCCCCCACAUCCACGUCAACUGCUGUCCCUUUGCCUGGAGGAUGCAACACCAGGAAAGAUGUUGGUCUGACUAGAGGGAUACUUUCCAGUAACCCUUCUGCUCAAAUCACUACCACUGCACAGAGUAGCCCAGCCCAAACAACCACACCCACGCAGGUCCAUCAGUCCCCAAAUUUCCAAAGCAGCACUGGCACUGAACCCGCCCCGGUCAUAUCGUCCUCCCACCUCACUGCCACCAAUACUCGAACACCUGCCUCCUUGGUAAAACCUGCUAGUGUUGCUGGUACCACAAACCCUCUCUCAACUACAACUUCCUCUUGUACUGGCACAGUCCAGCAGAGGAUAGUCAUUAAUACCACCACACCCCUUGCUGCUGGCACACAGAUCCUCCUCAACAACACGCGCUUUGUGGUCCCGCCCCAGGGUCUGGGCCCAGGCAGCCAUGUCCUCAUCAUCUCCAGCCCUGCACCACAAGUGCCUAGUACCAGUGCUACCACCACUACAGCUGCAGCACUUCCACACCAAGGGGCUGGCCCGGCGAUUGUAGUCCCACGAGCACCAGCGUUACCCCGAUCACCCCCAGCCAGGCUGCCUGGUGUACCUGCCAUAAAUUCUCCUGUAGUUGCAUGUACACCUGCUGUUGGUUCACCUGUGCUCGCAACUACUCCUAACGUCAUGCCAGUCCAACUGGCAGGAACACCUGGACUUGGCUCACCGUUACCUAGUCCAGCUAAUGUAGUGUCAGCUCUGCCAAGGGUACGAGCUGCCCAACCAGGUAACCUUACAUCACCUGUUUCAGGUAUGCCCACCCUCAUUGCAGCCUCUCCUAGGUUAAGUAGCACACCAGCUCCAGUUCCCACCCCAGUGACAACCAGUGCAUCCACCCUUGGUUCAGCACUUGCAACAGUAAGGUUGCCUGUUGGAACACCUACCCAAGCCCAGUGUUCAAGUGGUACAUCAGCCCCUACUCCUGCCUUAGCCCCAUCCUUGCCCAGACACUCUACACCUCCUUCAGCCAUACCUGUCUUACCCAGCACGUCAGCUGUUGCCCUGCCCAGCCCUGUCAUGCCACCUCUAGCUCCUCUCCCCUCUGCCAUAACCCUACCCUCAGCUGUGUUAGCAGGCAUUCCAGGUUUGCAUUCCACUCCUCCUGCCCAGCAAGUUGUAUCAGUGCCCACCCUCUGUCCAGGCAUUCAACCCCAGCAGACAGCACUUAGGAUCCCAGCACCUUCCAUUGCUGCACCGCAGACAUCAUUGCACACAGGACUUAGCAGCGCAGCAGUCAAACAGCAGAUGGCAGCAGUCAUGCAACCAGUGCUUACUGGCACACGGACACAAGUCUUGCCAACAGUGGCCGUCCCACCAAUUGUAAGCACAGUGUCUAGGAUGCAGGCGCUGCCUAUUGCCACAGUUCCACCAAUUGGAGGUGCUGUCAACAGAUUUCUAGCAUCGCCUGUGGCAACUACACUUCCAUCCAGCAGCACUGUAGUAAUGACUGCAGCUCAACCAAUCAGAGCACUGAAAACAAAUGAGACCAUCCAUUCACCUGUCACUCUGGCCAGUCAAUCACUGGGAAAGCCCUCUCUGCAGACCUCUGCCUCAGGUAUGCACACCAAUGUAGCAUCCAAGCUACUCAUUAGUCCAGACGGUGCUGUUUUGAACACAGUUCAAAGCCCGGUCAACCCAGCAGGCCUGACAGCCUGCCCAAAACCAGUGGCUGCACUGGCAGUCUCCCCCAGUGGUCCCACUGGAGUGCUGCCAACCCCCCACACAAAUAAUGUCUCUGGACAAUCUUCACAGGCAGACAAACAUGAACCAAUGAACUGAGACCAUGAGCCAGCUAAUGUGAGGACUUGGUCAGUUACCACUGAUAUUUCAGCUGCUUAGUUUUGUCAGGGCUCAUAACCAUUGCUUGUAGUGAUCUUGGGGUUAGUCAAAGACUGCUUUUCAACUGUAGUUUGACUGAAAUUUGUGAAAACUAUGGUAGGUUAAACCCUAUGGUUAUGCUAAAUUGUAGGUAGACUAUAUGCUCAAUCAAACGGCAGACUGGAAAUGUAUACUGUGAUGGUUUUCUGAUGUGAAAACACUUGGGGUUGCCCUGAGAUGAAUGUUGCUCUUGAUGUUUUGUUUUGUUUUUUCUUCGUUUUAAUGUCAUGGCCAGUAAUACGAGAUGCAAGUGGAAUGGGAGGGCUGAUAAAAUAGAUUUCAGCAUAAAGUUUUGUAAUACUUUUCAAUGCCAUUACAUACUGUUUCAAAAAAUAUUUAUUGGAAUUCUAUUGAUUGGUACAACUUGCUCUACUUUAUCUGUCAGUUUUAACAAUACAACUGUCUGUGUUCAGAUUCUUUAACAUUGUCCUUUUUUCAACUAGUAACUGUUUGAAAACUACAUUUUACAUUUUAGAGAUAUAAACUAAUAGAUGAAUUUGUACUACAUGUUUGAACCCAUAUAAAACGUUUUGAAGUCACAUUUAUUUAUUUUUACCAUAUAGAUUUUUCAAAAAUAUUUGGUAGUUACAUUUGGACAUUUUCAUUGGACAAAUGUGGACAUUACUGCAUGGAAAUAAACAAUGCAACUGUCCUCAA